ACGUUGUUCAACACUUUAGUUCGCUUUUCUGACUCUUGCUUAAUCUUGGUCGUGUCUCUUCGGAGUCUUCGUCCUCUUUUUGCCGGCCUUUUUUUUUUUUUUUUCGUCACCACCAGAUCACUCGUUUUCUGUUUCGCUCGCUUCCUCUCGACGAAAGGGAAGAGAAGAAGCAAACAAAAUGUCGUACGAAAUGUCGAAUACGCAGAACAUGACCUACCCGUACCCUCCACCGGCUACCGCCGUGGCUGUUCCGCAGCCAAAGAGCCGGUUUUCGAAAUGGUGGCCCCUCGGUUUCUUCAUCGCCGCCAUCCUCCUCAUCAUCAUCGGCGGAGCGCUGGUGGGCGCGUGGACCGCCAACGCCGACUGCUCGUACGACGACUAUUACUACUCGUGCGACCACAAUACGGGCAUGCUCUGGGGCGCCGUCGCCUGCUUCGUCAUCGGCGGUCUCCUCAAGCUGACCGCAUGGAUCCUGCUCAUCGUGUGGUGCGUCAAGCGCAGCACCCGCGUGCCGACGUCCGUCUCGUACAGCUACCAGCCCUUGAACUACGCCGGGCCCGUGCCCACCGCCGCCCCUGCCCCGCCCGCUCCGCUGUACCAGAGCGGCGCCCCCUACCAGAACGCCCCGCCCUACCAGAGCGCCGGCGCGCCCCCGGCUCCGCAGCAAAAGGACGCGGUGCGGUAUUGCGCCCAGUGCGGCUCCGGCACCACCUCGCCGUACUGCCCUCAGUGUGGUGUCAAGGUGUAAGGAGGAGGGGAGUGACGUGGCGCAUCGAUCCGAUCGGUGGUUCCGGCAUAAUUAGAACCCGACGGGGAAUGUUCGAGAAUGCAAUGCCGAUGCCUCGGCGCUUGAGAUCCGUCGCACGCACACCCGACACUCGUCGUGUGUAGUGGAGGGCAGUCUGCGCGUCAGCAUGGCACGACUUGUCUCAGUGGGGUUUUACACAGUUUCCAUGGCUGAUUGACAAUGGCGGUUGUUGGGUUUAAUCUUUAUAGAGGGUUGUUAUUGCUGUCAUACGUCGGUUGAAGGGUGGUUGCGGACACGAUACCUGGAGAAGACUGGAAUUGAGCGGUCCUGAAAUUGGGUCGAUGGGUUUGCAUCUCAUGCAUAUUCUUUUCUGGUUCGCUGACGGGUAUGUAUGUCUGUGGAGGACUAUGGUUAGCGAGGUUUUCUUUUUCUU
Molecule: messenger RNA, 1181 nt
Organism: Thermothelomyces thermophilus ATCC 42464
Lineage: Eukaryota; Fungi; Ascomycota; Sordariomycetes; Sordariales; Chaetomiaceae
Exons: 1
Coding region: 179-748 (189 amino acids)
Source: RefSeq, a predicted model, not a curated record